Molecule: messenger RNA, 1229 nt
Organism: Neltuma alba
Lineage: Eukaryota; Viridiplantae; Streptophyta; Magnoliopsida; Fabales; Fabaceae
Product: gibberellin 2-beta-dioxygenase 2-like
Exons: 3
Coding region: 56-1060 (334 amino acids)
Source: RefSeq, a predicted model, not a curated record
ACCCUCCAUUUCUCUCUCUCUCCUAUCACUUCGGAUACACAUAUUGAUUGCAGACAUGCUUUUGCCUUCCGUUCGAAGCAAGAAAACAACGGCCGUGGGGAUUCCGACCGUCGACCUUUCUAUGGAAAGGUCAGAGCUUUCGGAACUAGUGGUGAAAGCCUGCGAGCAGCAUGGGAUCUUCAAGGUGGUCAACCAUGGCGUGCCAAAGCGGGUCAUUUUGAGAUUGGAAGAGGAAGGCAAUCGCUUCUUCUCCAGACCCGUCUCCGAGAAGCUCCAGGCCGGUCCCGCCACUCCUUUCGGCUACGGUUCCAGAAACAUCGGCUCCCAUGGCGAUAACGGUGAUCUUGAGUAUCUUCUCCUUCACACCAAUCCUCUAUCCAUUUCUCAGAGUUCAAAAACCAUCUCUGAAGACCCUACCGAAUUCAGUUGUGCGGUGAAUGAGUACAUAGAAGCAGCAAGGGAAGUGGCAUGUGAGAUACUGGAGCUCGUGGCAGAGGGAUUGUGGAUUCCGGACAGGUUGGCGCUGAGCAGGUUAAUCAGGGACGCCCACAGCGACUCAGUGCUAAGGCUGAAUCACUACCCGGCCACGGCAAAGGGGAAGGGGGACCCAUCACAGGUGCUGCCCAGUAACAACGUCGGCUUCGGGGAACACUCUGACCCUCAGAUCCUCACCAUCCUCCGCUCCAACGACGUCAGCGGCCUCCAGAUCUCCACCCACGACGGCCUCUGGAUCCCCGUCCCACCCGACCCCAGUGAAUUCGUUGUCAUGGUCGGCGAUUCCCUCCAGGCAUUGACGAACGGCAGGUUCAGAAGCGUGAGGCACAGAGCGGUGACAAACGGGAGCAAGUCUAGAAUGUCCAUGAUGUACUUCGGAGCGCCCGCGCCCAAUUCCUGGAUCAGGCCCCUGCCCGUGUUGCUGUCCCCUCACCAGCGCCCUCUGUACAAGCCCUUCACCUGGGCUCAGUACAAGCAAGCCGCCUAUUCUCUCGCCCUCCGACACACUCGCCUCGAUCUCUUUAAGGCCCAGGAUGCUCCCCUCCUCAUUUCUGCCUCUCCCUGAUCCCUGCACUCUGCCUAUCUCCCAUCUACAUUUUGUCGGUGUCCCCCCCCCCCCCAAACAAAAAAAAAAACAUUUUUGUUUCAAGAUUAUGUUUUUGAGGAUCUCCCCUUUCGCAGAAGCCUCAAAUUUCUGUAAAUUUGACCUCCUACGUGAGGCAUUAUGUAGAUUU